Molecule: messenger RNA, 2324 nt
Organism: Agrilus planipennis (emerald ash borer)
Lineage: Eukaryota; Metazoa; Arthropoda; Insecta; Coleoptera; Buprestidae
Product: myb-like protein V
Exons: 4
Coding region: 189-2030 (613 amino acids)
Biological process (GO): single strand break repair; double-strand break repair
Cellular component (GO): nucleus
Molecular function (GO): single-stranded DNA binding; double-stranded RNA binding; mismatched DNA binding
Source: RefSeq, a predicted model, not a curated record
UUUUUAUAUUUUUGUUGUACUUAGAUGUUUGUGUGCCCUAACCUCAAUAUUUUAUAAAUGUUUUAUAACAUGUUUAUAACUGCAUCAAGUUGUUCAGGGUUGCUAAAAUGAAAAUAAACUACUAUAAACAAUUGAUUUUAAAAGCAUUUUAUGAAUAUUAAAGUAUUAUAAGCUUAGAAAACGUAAUUAUGACAAAACGAAAACCAAUAAUCAUAAGCGAUUCAGACUCUGAUAAUGGAUUACAAAAAUUUAGUACAAAAAAUAAACGACGUAAAAAGGGUGGAGUGCAUAAAUCAAACUCUUCAAAUAGUGAUGUGGAAUUAAUUGAAAUUGAUGCACCCCUUAAGAGUAAAGGAUCUGGGAAAGUGGUAGCAGGUACAGGUUCCAAUAAAAGAGAAAAUGAUAAUCCUUUACAAAAUGACAAAAUAAAAAGUAAAAGAAACACUAGAAGUAGAGUACGUAACACAAACAGAGACAGUGAAAAAUCCAAUCAAGUGGAUGUAGUUAUGGACAGUGUUAAAGAAGUUAAGGAUGCUGACAGAGAUGGAACUCAACAGGCCAAUCAAGCUUCACAACCAACUCAAACUAAUCCAUCCAUAGAAACAGCAGAAGAAAUUAAUAAAGAUUCAGAGAUUCAAACUGCUGAAUGUAUAGAAAUGACAAUUGAACAAACAGAUGCCAAUCUAUCCUUAGAAACAAUUGAAGAUGAAGAUUCAGAAAUUAAUGAAACAACCAUUCGACAUAUAGAAAAAAUAAUUGAACAAAUGGAUGCUGAUCAGUCCUUGGAAAUAAUUGAAAAAGGUGAUAAAGAUCCAGCAUUUAAUCAACAAACUGUUCAGUGUUUAAAAAAAACAACUGAGCAAACAGAUGCAGACCCACCUUUAGAAACAAUUGAAGAACGUGAUAAAGUUCCAGCAAUUAAUCAACAAAUGGUUCAGUGCAUAGAAAAGACAACUGUACAAACAGAUGUAGAUCCACCCUUGGAAACAAUUGAAGAAGCUGAUAAAGAUUCAGAAAUGAAUGAACAAACUAUUGAACAUAUAGACAAAAUAAUUGAACAAUUGGAUGGUGAUCCCGGCUUGGAAACAAUUGAAGAAGUUGAUAAACUUCCAAAACCAAAUCAACAAACUGUUCAGUGCAUAGAAAAAACAACUGAACUAGCAAAUGCAGACCCAUCCUUGGAAACAAUUGAAGAAGUUGAUAAAGAUUUAGAACAAAAUCAUCAAACAAUUCAGCACAUAGAAAAUACAAUUAAACAAAUGGAUGCUUGUGUAUGUACUGGAGAAUUAGAAGAACUACUGAAGAAAAAGCAAAUUUACCCAUGGACUCAAUUAUAUCAAAUACAAGAAAAUAAAAAUCAUAAUACAGAUGAUGAGUCAGAAAAAGAAGAUGAAAAUGGAAAAAGGGAUCAAUGCAUUCAAACCAUCCCAGUUGCAAAGCAGUGGCAACAUGUUAUAAAUGCAAUGGAAGAUCCCAGUGGUGUAAUAAGGUAUACAGAUAACCUACUCAUAAUAAAAGAGAGACAACCAAAGGGACGUUUUCAUUAUCUAAUUUUACCAAUUGAGAAUAUGCGAAAUCUCAAUGAGUUGAAAAUGGAACAUAUGCCAUUGCUUAAAAACAUGGAAGAAGCAGCCAAAGAAGUUAUUUCAACUCCCGAACACUUAGAAGAGACAUUCAGUUUUGGUUUUAUAGCAAAACCUACAAUGGUUGUUUUAAGGAAUCAAAAAUUUUUGUGGUUGCACAUGCAUGUCAUAAGCAAAACCCCUAAUUUUGCAUAUAUUACCAAAAAGCAGAUGUGGAACACAUUUCACUCGAAAAUGUUUAUGACCAUACAAGAAGUUAAACAUUUCCUAGCAAAUUCUGGAAGUGUCUCAUUGCCGACCCCCGAAGACUGCAAUUUUUAUUUACAGGACGAUGUAACUUGUAAUCAGUGUGAUUUUAGCUCAACGAAAUUGCCUAAACUCAUACAGCAUAUAAAAGAAGUGCAUUUACAGAAAGGAAAAGGAAAAAUCAAGAAAAAAAGAAAAUAGAGACGUAAUCAUUUGUAUUAAAGAGCCUUCAGAAUCUUUUUUUAAUUUUUUGAGAUAAAUUAUUGUAGUCCAUAAUUGAUUGUUUUUAAUGAAAGUGAAGUGAAGUGAUAAUUUGAUAAAAGAAAUAUAGUUUUCUAUGUUUACCUUUAUAUAUAUUUUUUGUAAUUUUAUGCUUCAGUUCAAAGUUUUAAAAACAAAGUCUAUUUUGUAAGAAAAAUGUUCGAAGAAUUGGAUUGAAUCUGUUUUGUUGUAUCUAGUAUUAAUACCAACAUUAUAUUCUAUUAUUAUAAUGCA